Molecule: messenger RNA, 1118 nt
Organism: Lolium rigidum
Lineage: Eukaryota; Viridiplantae; Streptophyta; Magnoliopsida; Poales; Poaceae
Product: salicylic acid-binding protein 2-like
Exons: 3
Coding region: 193-996 (267 amino acids)
Biological process (GO): salicylic acid metabolic process; jasmonic acid metabolic process
Molecular function (GO): methyl jasmonate esterase activity; methyl salicylate esterase activity; methyl indole-3-acetate esterase activity
Source: RefSeq, a predicted model, not a curated record
UUUGUCACCGGUUAAAAUUGAGAGGGAGGAUGACAGAGUACGUGUUUGUCUAGUAUACGUAUCGGUAACUUGUAUUGUAAUCUAUGUUGUAUCCUUGUCUAUAUAAUGAAAGAGGAGAGAGCCAGCCGAACAUGCUGUGCAACCAAACCAAUCUAUUCCGCAUUUUAACGCACACAAAAACUACAGAGCCACAUGGAGGCUCCCGCGGGCAAAGCUGCAUGCAGCAAGCACAUCGUCCUGGUGCACGGCGCAUGCCACGGCGGCUGGUCCUGGUACAAGGUGGCCACGCGGCUCAGGUCAGCCGGGCACCGCGUCAGCACGCCUGACCUCGCGGCGUCGGGCAUCGACCCCAGGCCGCUGCGCGAGGUGCCGACGUUCCGCGACUACAGCAAGCCGCUGCUGGACCUCCUGGAGUCCCUCCCUGCCGAGGAGAAGGUCGUGCUCGUCGGCCACAGUCUCGGCGGCGUGAGCAUCGCCCUGGCCUCCGAGCUGUUCCCGGAGAAGGUCGCCGCCGCGGUGUUCGUCACCGCCUUCAUGCCGGACCACAGCUCGCCGCCGUCGUACGUGCUUGAAAAGUUCGUGGAGGGGAGGACGGCCGAGGACUGGAUGGACACGGAGUUCAAGCCUCAAGAUCCUGACGGCAAGCUGCCUAUUUCCUUUCUGUUCGGUCCGCUGGUCACACGAGCAAAAUUGUAUCAGCUGUGCUCGCCGGAGGACAUAACGCUCGGAAGAUCCCUGAUGAGAGUGAGUUCGAUGUUCCUGGACGACCUGAGACUGCAGCAGCCGUACAGCGAGGCUCGCUACGGGUCGGUGCGUAAGGUGUUCAUCGUUUGCAAGGACGACCUCGCCAUUGACGAGGGCUUCCAGAGGUGGAUGAUAGAAAACUACCCCGUCGAUAAGGUGAUGGAAAUAGACGGCGCAGACCACUUGGCGUUGUUCUCGACGCCGGCUGAGCUCGCUAGCCGUCUCGCUGACAUCGCGGAAAAAUAUGCUUGAUGGUGGUGUGGCCGUACGUCGCUUGCUGAUCUAUUGGUUUGGCGUUGACAUUUGUGAUUAGUCCCGUUCAUUAUGUAUUCCGUGGAUUUUAUUGCAAUCAAUUUAGACGGAUGAUCUUUCGA